AUAGAUUUAAUGUCUUUUUCCGGUUAUUUAAAUAAAAAUAUAUUUACUGGACAAUUUUGGAAUUAAAACUUUAGAUUUAGCUACUUAAAAUAUUAACCCAAACAGGGUAGAUUAAAUAGCAAAUUAGUCUUAUCAAUAAGUUCAGUGUAAUACUAUCGCACGGUUAAUACUUUAAUAGAUGGGUAUCAGUCUGGCGAUAACGUCCAAUAUGAAUACACGCCAUUGCGUUCACUCCAUUAACGGGUUUUCGACCAUUUCGUUCUAACGUAUAAUAUAAAAUAUUAUGGUUCGUUCCGUUAAAAGUCCGCCUCGCGCAUCUACGUCCUCCAAACGCAUAUUAUCAAACAGUUCUUUGUCUCCCCUUUACGAAGGAAAAAAGACAAAAACAUUUACUUCACCUAACGGUUACGCUGUUUUCUCCACAGUCGACAUCAGUGAUGACACCGUAUUUGAUGCAGCUCCAUCACCUUCCCGAGACGACACCGUCGUUCAUCAAUUUUACCCCACGGACCUGACAGACCUGGCGCCACCCUUCUAUAUAAGUAACAUCACCAACUUCUCCACAUUCAAUGAUACAUUAAUUAAGACCACCGCCCCCAACGGGUUUACGUAUAUGGGCUGAUAAUGAAGCCUACCCCUUAUUCAAAAACAUUUGAUGAACAAAUAAAGCUCUUUCUAGGUGGGAAAAAUGUUCAGAAAGCUACAGAUCAUACAGCUAACCUCAACUUCAUAUUAUACGGUAGUAUAAAAACUUACAAAAUAAUAAUUAGGAUAGUUAGGUACCUAUGACAAAAUUAAUUCGUAUAGCAAAAAACUUUUAAACAAUUAGUAAAUAUUAAAUUAAU
This is a messenger RNA of Sipha flava (yellow sugarcane aphid), 845 nucleotides long. RefSeq lists its product as uncharacterized. The transcript is spliced from 2 exons. The coding region runs from base 284 to 622 and encodes 112 amino acids. Lineage: Eukaryota; Metazoa; Arthropoda; Insecta; Hemiptera; Aphididae. The record is from RefSeq and is a predicted model, not a curated record.